UAGCUUUGAACACUUCUCAGAUCAAAAUUAAAAAUGUCUAAAGGCUGCCAACAACAGUCCAUAGAAAACGGUAUUCGUGAAAAUGGGGACAACCAUAGAAGGCUCAACAAGUAUGCCUUUGCCUCUGUGUUAGCUGCCUCUAUUGUCUCUUCUAUAUUUGGUUAUGUGACAGCAGUGAUGAGUGGAGCACUGAUAUUCAUACAGGAAGAUCUUCAAAGCAGUGACCUAGAAAUCCAACUCCUCGUAGGCAUGUCCCAUUUGUGCGCCCUACCAGCAAGCUUAGUCGCAGGAAGCACAUCUGAUUACUUAGGUCGCCGCUACACCAUCAUUCUAGCCUCUAUCGCCUUCUUAUUGGGCUCUGCCCUAAUGGGCUACGGCCCAUCCUAUCCAAUCUUAAUGAUCGGAAACUGCAUUGUUGGAGUCGGUGUGGCUUUUGCACUCGUAGUAGCACCCGUUUACAGCACCGAGAUUUCACCUCCUUCUUCCAGAGGCUUCUUCACCUCUCUCCCAACUCUUUCCCUCAACUCAGGGUUCUUGCUCGGCUAUGUCUUAAACUAUUUCUUCGAGAAACUACCACUGAGGCUUGGAUGGAGAAUGAUGGUGGCUGUUCCCACAGUUCCUUCACUUGCCCUAAUCAUUCUCAUGCUGAAGUUGGUGGAGUCGCCAAGGUGGUUGGUCAUGCAAGGACGUAUAGGUGAUGCAAGGAAAGUGCUUUUGCUAGUUUCUAACACUAAGGAAGAAGCUGAAAAACGGUUGAGGGAAAUAAAAGGUGUUGUUGGAAUAGAUGAAAACUGUGCCCUAGACAUUGUUCAAGUUCCAAAGAAAACCAGUAGCGGUAAAGGGGCUUUGAAGGAGUUGUUUUGUGACGCUUCACCUCCUGUUCGUAGGAUACUAACUGCAGCGAUUGGACUUCAUUUGUUCCUAAGGCUUGGUGGAAGUGCUGCUAUUUUGUUGUACAGUCCUAGGGUUUUUGAGAGAACGGGAAUCACUAACAAGAGCAAGCUCAUGCUAGCCACUGUUGGCAUUGGAGUGAGCAAAGUUGUGUUUUCCUUCAUAUCGAUCUUCUUGUCGGAUAAACUUGGGAGGAGGAUUCUCUUGUUGGUUAGUGCAUGUGGUUUGGUUGUGACCAUGUUAGGGUUGGGUGUUUUCUUGACCAUAGUGGAGCAUUCCAAAGAAAAACUGUUUUGGGCGUCAAGCGUUGUUGUUGUUGUUACCUACACCUUUGUGGCUUUUAUGGCUAUUGGAGUGGCACCUGUGACGUGGGUUUAUAGCUCUGAGAUACUUCCCCUUAGGUUUAGAGCACAAGGCCUUGGUGUCUGUGUAGUUGUCAAUAGAAUUACGACUGUGGCAGUGGUUACAAGUUUCAUUUCGAUUUACAAAGCGAUAACUAUGGGUGGCAUUUUCUUUUUGUUUACCGGUGUUAAUGUUUUGGCUUUGUGGUUCUACUAUUCCUUUUUGCCCGAAACUAAAGGAAGAUCGUUAGAAGAUAUGGUGAGUAUCUUUGGAGGAAAUUCUAAAUAAGUAAGAGAUACAGUAAUGAACCCUGUGUGCAACAAUAUAGGUAGUUUUUAAGGGUAGUGUUAUAUAUAUAUAUAUAUACGAGAAUCAUGAGCGUUCAACAAAGAAUGAUUAUUGUUAUCUUUUAUAUUAAGAGUAUUUUAUUAUAAGUUA
This is a messenger RNA of Cajanus cajan (pigeon pea), 1671 nucleotides long. The record is from RefSeq and is a predicted model, not a curated record. Lineage: Eukaryota; Viridiplantae; Streptophyta; Magnoliopsida; Fabales; Fabaceae.